AUGGGCCUCGACGGACCGCUUGCAGCGCGGUGCGUCUCGGCGCUCGUCGCACUGCUCGAGCGCGAAGAACACCUCUUUCUGCGGCGACCGCCAACGUGGCCUACGGUCAAGGCUGCGCUCAAGGCAUCGCAGUUCUUCACGGACCUCACUCGUCUCCACGCAGCCCUCCAGCCGUCGGAAGCGCGCCGGUUGCUGCAGUGCGCACUGCCCCUGCAUGAUGCGGUGCACCAUUGGCUGUCAACGCAGGGCGAUGUCGGAAGCGAGCUCACGCCUACCCAACGGCAUGCAUGGCUGCACAGCCGGCUCGAGCUCUUGACCGAUAUUGCAGCCACGUGUCAUGCACAGCAGGCGCGCAAAGACGCAUUGUCAUAUCUCUACAAGGCGCUUGACUGCCACUACGGCCUCUUGGAGCUGGCGCUUUUAGACGCAACCCCUAACCACGCGCUUUUACUGGCGCGUAUCGAGAUUGCACAGGCACACGUACGCCUUGGUGCCGUCUCGACGGAACUCCACCUUUUGGACGCAGGGUCGUUCCACGCACGCACGGCGGCAGGCGUCACGUUUGAAGUGCUUUUGGUCGCGGCGCAAGCUCCGGUGGUCGCACGGCGCCAGCGUAACGAGUGGGCGCUGCUGCUGGGCCGCGCACUGAACGAUUUCAGCGUCCACCAAGAGAACCACCACGAGACGGCAGACGCUCUCCAAGCGUGUCGAAAGGCGUACGAGAUCACGGUCGCUAGCGUCGGGAAGCAGCAUCCUCGCGCAGAAGCUCUUUGGAAGCGCUUGGAUACACUCGCCCACGUGAUGCAUGCCACAAAGACGAAUAAAGGCGAGCGUGGGCCCGUCGACGCAGAUCCUUGGCGCACGCCGAGUGCGUGGAAGAGUCUGCUGCAGUCGUUUGGCUACGUGGGUGGGUGCGAUGUGCCCGAAAAGCCUGCGAUCCCGACCAAGCCACCGGCGGCAAAAAAAAGUGCAUCGACCCCCCGCGCCCCCAAGACGCCCACGAAGAAGCCCAACGUUGUGGAUCUAACGGGGUGCCCGACGCCACGCCUACUGGCCUUGAGCCCCGUGCUGCACAAGGACAUAAUCGUUCUCGACCCGUCGCCAACACCCAACGCUCGGCGACCGCAGUCGGCCACAGCAUGGGCCCGCCCAACAGGAACUACGUCGCCGCUGGCAACACCACCAAAGCACGGGCAGCAGUGCCCGGUGCCGCACGACGCCUUGUCCGACCCCGCGCAUCUUCAGUCCCGUGCGAAGCGCUGCAGCUAAAACACCUGGGCACAGGACGCGGUUGGAGCACGCCAUUGCUGACGCCAACGGCACGAGGACGGUGGUUGCACUCACGAUGCUGGAUACGCUGGAGGCGCCGCCGCCCGAUGUCAUCGCUUGUGUGUCCGACCUCGUCGAUGCGGUCCUGAGGCACGAUGAGAGAACUGUUGGAGGCGACGAGAACGCGACAACGCAAGCUGACGGUGCAGUGAUACAUGACACAAGUGACGUUGCCGCCGCUUUGAAAGAUGCUUCGUCACUUGCCACCGAGAUGUUCGAGACGCCGAUGUGGCUUCCAUUAGAGGAUACGGCGCUGUCUUCCGAGUCUACUACUCCGCCGCAAGUCGACAGCGCGAAGGGUACCUCGCCCCACACCACGGACGUUCCCUCGCCAUUCGAGCUCGAGCUUGCGACCCAUGUUCUACAUCGCCCUCUACCCCCCGAGCUCGAGGAUCCAGUUGUGCAUCGUACUUUACCACCCGAGCCUGCGGAGAAGAGUCCAAGAACGAUGUUGUCGCCUCUUGACGGGAUGCACAACCCACCACCGCCGUUUGAUACAUACUUUGAGCCCAGCGACGCCUCG
Molecule: messenger RNA, 1852 nt
Organism: Saprolegnia parasitica CBS 223.65
Lineage: Eukaryota; Oomycota; Saprolegniomycetes; Saprolegniales; Saprolegniaceae
Exons: 9
Coding region: 1-1269 (422 amino acids)
Source: RefSeq, a predicted model, not a curated record